Blastomyces gilchristii SLH14081 is the source of this 3356-nucleotide messenger RNA. Its product is annotated as alpha 1,2-mannosyltransferase. Bases 701 to 1927 code for a protein of 408 amino acids. Gene Ontology annotation, cellular component: membrane; Golgi apparatus. Gene Ontology annotation, biological process: cell wall mannoprotein biosynthetic process; protein N-linked glycosylation; protein O-linked glycosylation. Gene Ontology annotation, molecular function: alpha-1,2-mannosyltransferase activity. Lineage: Eukaryota; Fungi; Ascomycota; Eurotiomycetes; Onygenales; Ajellomycetaceae. The transcript is spliced from 4 exons. The record is from RefSeq and is a predicted model, not a curated record.
AAAAGUGUUUAACCCGCAAUGCCGAUUGAGAAGCAUUCCAAGGUUCUAUGAAUGAUUUUGCGGCCGGUUUGUGGAGGCAAAAGUAAGAUGUAAUAAAAAAUAAAACACUCUGUACCGUACCAGCCACGAAAUUAAAUUACAGGCUUAUGACUCUCGCCGCUGCCACCGGCUGGUCGUAGGCCUGUUAUCAAUUUGUUCAACCUCCAGAACUCCCAGCAACAACAAAACACAAGACCAAGAACCUCCCAGCUGUAGAACGAUCUUUGACGUUCUUGACAUCUCUAUCUCCUCCACGAACUCCCCAGCGAGCCAACAAACUGUUCACUAGAUUCUCUACCAAAGGCCCCCAAACGCCUCCCGUCGUCCCUGACCGGUUCAGCCAGAUGUGAUGCGCUUCCAGGAUUCUGUCCUCUUCUAUCCCUGACCACCAAAAUCCACCCUCGUUUUGCUUCAUGACUUUCUGCUUUGAUCCUUUACGCAAAGGAAAUUAUCUAUAACUGCUAGAAUUCAACGUGAAGUGGAUGGACCUUUUGACUUAACCUAGCCUGUUGCCAACGCCCCAGUGUUUCAGGUCUCCCUAAACCAUUUAAUUUGAACCCAGUUUAUUAUCCUUUCCUGUUUGCCAUCUAAAAGAAAAAAUCCUCGGAAACAAACCCUCGUUGUGUGUGAACUAGAACGUGGUUAUUAGACCUGCAUAGUGAUGAAUUGGGUUUCGGGGAAGUACCUACGGUACAUUCUAUUUGCAGUGUUGGGUCUUGUGCUUCUACAUUUCAUAUCUUACUCCUCAUUACCUAUCCCGAGCACCAGCGAUGUCGUAAAAAACCUCAAGUCUGGAUCAGGACAACCCAACCCUAACCCCUCACCUCAAUCGCCAGGUCCUGGAAAAAAGCCAAACCAAGCUGGGACCCCAGCCCUAAAAACCCCUUCGCUGGCUCCCGCGCCUGCCUAUGAACGGGUAAAUGCAACAUUCGUGACAUUGGCCAGAAAUGGGGAUGUUUGGGAUAUCGCCAAGUCGAUCCGCCAAGUGGAAGACCGAUUCAACCGAAAUUAUCACUAUGACUGGGUCUUUCUUAACGACGUCCCGUUCAAUGACGAAUUCAAGAAGGUAACAUCUGCUCUUGUAUCCGGGAAAACACAUUAUGGACUCAUUCCGACGGAGCACUGGUCGUUCCCUGACUUUAUCGACCAGCAAAAAGCUGCCAAAGUUCGGGAGGAAAUGAAGGAGAAACAAGUCAUCUAUGGAGAUUCAAUCAGCUACAGACAUAUGUGUCGUUAUGAAUCUGGAUUCUUCUUCCGCCACGAACUGCUCAAUCAGUUCGACUACUAUUGGCGCGUGGAGCCCAGUGUCGAAUAUUUCUGCGACAUCAGCUACGACCCGUUCAAGUUCAUGAAAGACAAUAAGAAGAAAUAUAGCUUCGUUAUCAGUCUGUACGAAUACAAAGAAACUGUCCUCACGCUCUGGGAUAGCGUUAAGAAGUUCAUGAAGAAGUACCCUCAACACAUUGCGGAGAACAACAACCUGGAAUUCGUUAGCCAGGAUGGAGGGGAAACAUACAACCUUUGCCAUUUCUGGUCGAAUUUCGAAAUUGGAGAUCUAAACUGGCUGCGAUCCCAAGCAUACCUCGAUUAUUUCGACAUUCUGGACAAGGAUGGCGGGUUCUUCUACGAAAGAUGGGGUGAUGCGCCUGUACAUUCCAUCGCCGCUGCUCUUAUGCUCAAAAAGGAGGAAGUCCACUUUUUCAAUGAGAUCGCUUACUACCAUGUCCCAUUCUACCACUGCCCGACUGGCGAACAGACGAGAUUAGAUCUGAAGUGCCACUGCAACCCCAAGAACAACUUUGACUGGAAGGGAUAUUCUUGCACUUCCCGCUACUUCGAUGUUAACAAAAAGCCGAAACCUGAAGGUUAUGAAAAGGAGCAAGAUUGACUAACCGUGCUUAUCACAAUCCUUUGCAGUAUUCUCGUUGUUACCGUUGUAUCAAUAGUAGCAUUCAAAACUCGCCGAUCACGACGCAGUCUCAGCAUAUCGAGCACCGACAGUGAACCGUAUACCAGCAUGCCGAAAAAGUGGUAAAAAUGAAGGAAGGGAGUGGAGGGGGCGAAGAACGAGAAAAGGACAACACAGGAAAUCUACUCGAUGGCAUCUACUAGAGCUUUCUUGUUCACAUCUUUUGCCCUCGGUUUGGGAAAAGAAAUGACUCCUCAGGGCCAUACCUUUUCCUUUACCCGAAGCUCCAUAUACUACCUCCAUCCUACUCUUCCAUUUCCAAUUUUUCCCAUACCUUAUAUUUGGAUUUUUAACUCUGACUAUUUCUUUCACAUAUUUAAUAUCUUGUCUGCCUUUAUAUUUUCACCAUAUGUUCACGUACAUCGAUUAUACUGUACAGGGUUGUAUGGUAUUAUGGGCAUGGGACUUGUCGUUUUCCGCCUUUUCUAUUAUGCUUUUUCUAUUUCCUAUUCCAUUUCCUCUUUAUCUUUUUCAAAUUUUUUUUCUUUUUUCCUUGCCAAAAAUUUUACGGAGUUUAUGGGGAAAUGUGCCGCAUCUUAUUAUAUGAUUUUCAUCGUCUGGACUUUUUUUUCACUGCUUCUUCUUCCCUAACUUGUGGCCUGCGAGCGCCAUAAGAAGCACUGCAUUAUUAGCACAAUAUAUGUCCAUAUUUCUACUUCACGGUACUUUCAGUCAGUCCCAUAUUUGCGUGGAUUUGGCCAGAGACAGGAAGAGGAAUAGAGAAGAAGGCCAUGACAAGUGAUGAUAUUUUGUAUUUAUUAGUGGGACGGCUGCUUUGCUUUUUGCCAUGACGAUUUGUGUCUUUUCAUAUCUUGGGGGGGUAGGUGUCCGGUGCGAUUAGGAAUAGCAAAUUAAGGAAAGGGGGGAUCGUUAUUUGAAACCAUUUUAUAAUGCAAUUUUUCUGCUUUCCCUUUCGCGUAUUACCCGAAUUUCAGGGAUGGGUAACUAGCAACUAGAGUAAAUGGCGAAAGGCCAAAAAUUGUAACCGAAACAACUAUACAUGCACUUUUCAUCGAUCUUAGAAGUGGUGCAAAGAAAAUAAAAUAGAAUAAUGUACAGUGUAUCGAGUUUAGGUUAACGAAUCCAAAUUUAUGGCAGAAUACAUGAUGAGAUGAUCGCACAUGACAAAGAAUAGCAACGAAAUCCAGCCGGAAUAAGAUCAAAACAAAAGUUUCCGCUCCUCCCUUCCUCCCUUCCAACUUCCAGUGUCACGUCCUCUCACCUAUCUACCCUAGCAGCAUUACGCACUCUUCGGCUUCUUCGUCCCGUACUUCGAGCGGCUGGUGAUUCGGUUACCAACGCCAGUCUAUUUAGUUAAAAAGGAGAUUUGUCAGUCGUCUACUUCCAA